Messenger RNA from Colletotrichum chrysophilum, 222 nucleotides. RefSeq lists its product as uncharacterized. Lineage: Eukaryota; Fungi; Ascomycota; Sordariomycetes; Glomerellales; Glomerellaceae. The record is from RefSeq and is a predicted model, not a curated record. The transcript is spliced from 2 exons. Bases 1 to 222 code for a protein of 73 amino acids.
AUGUCGCAGAUCAUACCGCAGGAUCCGAGCGCUCUCGACUCUUCUGCUGUUACCGCCAAGUCACGCUACCGCGAAGACUUAUGCGACAAUCGUGUCAGUGGAGAUGUCUCUGGCGAGACGCUGGCCGAUGAUCUCCUUGGCCAUCUUGGUUACGACCCUCAGCUCAAGCGAAACCGGUCUACGGCUCACGUCGCUUUCAUGGCCUUUGAGGCGGUCCAGUGA